AUGGCGUUAUUUGAUUCUGCGCCGCGUGUCUUGCUGGCUGCUACGGCUCUGCGCCUGAUUCUGCUGGUCUACGGUGGCUGGCAAGAUGCCAACUCUGCGGUGAAAUACACCGAUAUCGACUAUAUGGUGUUCACAGAUGCAUCGCGCUAUGUCGCCAAGGGUCAACCACCUUAUGCCCGCGAUACUUAUCGCUAUACGCCCCUCCUGGCCUGGAUGCUUCUCCCGACUGCUUGGGAAGGGGCCGGACCUCUGGCUUCGGUGGCCUUUGCGUUUGGGAAGAUUCUUUUCGCUUUGGCUGAUGUCGUGGCUGGGUGGCUGGUUGUUCAGCUGUUGUGUCGAUGCUAUCAUUUCCCUGCCGAGCGGGCGCUGCGUUAUGUGGCUGCUGUCUGGCUUUGGAAUCCGAUGGUCGCGAAUAUCAGUACCCGCGGCAGCUCGGAGGGUCUGCUUGGCGUUCUCAUUGCGGCUUUGCUGUGGGCUACUUUGACACGAAGGGCCGCUCUUGCCGGUGUGAUUCUGGGACUGGCAGUCCAUUUCAAGAUUUAUCCGUUCAUCUACGGAGUAUCGAUUCUUUGGUGGUGGGAUGCUCAGCGUGAUGGUGCUCCCCCUACUAAAGGAUCUAGUCUGAUUUCAAGGGUAUUCGGCUUCAUAACCCCGUCGCGUGUGAUUCUCACUAUUUCUGCGCUCGUCACUUUCAUCGUCUUGAAUGCUGUCAUGUACAUCCAGUAUGGCAUGCCAUUCUUGCAUCACACGUUCUUCCACCAUCUUACGCGCAUUGAUCACCGGCACAAUUUCUCUCCUUACAGUACCCUGCUCUAUCUUGCUUCUGCAGGUGGAGCUAGCUAUCGUUUUGAGACUCUUGCUUUUCUUCCCCAGCUGGUGCUUUCGGUCAUUGCUAUUCCGUUGGUGCUGGCGAAGAGGAGCUUGGCAACGGCCAUGCUUGCCCAGACAUUUGCUUUUGUUACGUUCAAUAAAGUCUGCACUAGCCAGUAUUUUAUAUGGUACCUCAUUCUUCUUCCGUUUUACCUGCCUUCAUCUUCUCUCAUUCGGAAGCCCACGUUGGGCAUUGCGGCCGCUGUGUUCUGGGUUCUCGGCCAGGCACUUUGGCUUUCACAGGGAUACAACCUCGAGUUCCUCGGCCUGUCUGCAUUUGUCCCUGGUCUCUUCCUGUCUUCCCUUUUCUUUUUUGGUGUCAAUGUCUGGAUUCUUGGCAUCAUUGUCCGUGACGGAGGCAUUGGCGAAAGCGUGGAGACUUCUAUUAAGCCAAUGCAAUGA
Penicillium daleae is the source of this 1272-nucleotide messenger RNA. RefSeq names its product glycosylphosphatidylinositol-alpha 1,4 mannosyltransferase I. The record is from RefSeq and is a predicted model, not a curated record. NCBI's taxonomy places the organism in Eukaryota, Fungi, Ascomycota, Eurotiomycetes, Eurotiales, Aspergillaceae. The transcript has 3 exons. Gene Ontology annotation, molecular function: alpha-1,4-mannosyltransferase activity; GPI mannosyltransferase activity. The coding region runs from base 1 to 1272 and encodes 423 amino acids. Gene Ontology annotation, biological process: GPI anchor biosynthetic process. Gene Ontology annotation, cellular component: glycosylphosphatidylinositol-mannosyltransferase I complex; membrane.